Messenger RNA from Erpetoichthys calabaricus (reedfish), 8718 nucleotides. RefSeq names its product XK-related protein 8-like. Gene Ontology annotation, biological process: engulfment of apoptotic cell; apoptotic process involved in development; phosphatidylserine exposure on apoptotic cell surface. The transcript is spliced from 3 exons. Bases 399 to 1643 code for a protein of 414 amino acids. NCBI's taxonomy places the organism in Eukaryota, Metazoa, Chordata, Cladistia, Polypteriformes, Polypteridae. The record is from RefSeq and is a predicted model, not a curated record. Gene Ontology annotation, cellular component: plasma membrane.
CAAAUCACGACACCCAUGUCCCAUACUGACGAGGCUGAAGUUCAUACAGUGAACUUAGCCGCUCUAGUGUCGACCUGUAGCCUCUAUGGUGUUUUAAAACUUUUUAUAGUCUUGGCAGUUCCUCCUGUCGGGGUGGAGUCUGUCAAACGGAACUACCUGAUGGAAUAACGGAUAGGCGGUGUUAGAAACGAGGAGUGAUCGGGACUGUAUAUAAAUCUAGCAAGUAAAAUCCGAAAAAGAGACUUAACGAUCUGUCGAUGAGACGUGUCAGCUACUCCGCAUGGCAGCACUGCCGGAGGGUGAAGGGCACCGCGCCCACUGGCUCGUGAGUGCCGCUUCUGCGAACAACCAGGUGCUGACACGAAGCACGCCUGGACUGCUCAAGAAAUCGCUGCAGAAUGGAUUUGCGAAAGUGCUGCAGAUACUCAUUGUUGGACUUUUUGUUGACGCUGUUUGGGAUCGGCGCCUUUCUGUUCGACAUCGGCACGGAUCUGUGGGCUGCGGCCGAAUUCUACCUUGUUGGUGACUACUACUGGUUCGGGACGGUGCUUUUCCUAACGUUUACCUCCUCUCUGGUGGUGCAGUUGUUCAGCUGGUUCUGGUUUCAAUACGAUAGUCAACUGGAAAACUUCUCUGAAGUAGCAGCAAAUGAGGGACUGUUCUGGAGACGCGGAAUAUUGAGGCUGCUCCAUUUCUUCCAUUUGGGCUUCCUUUUUAGGUACCUAACAGUGAUGGUGCAGGGUUUCCUAGUGUGGUGGAGAGAAAGAAAGGAAUCUGGAUACAUCGUUUACCUCACACAUGACCUCAGUAUGCUCAGACUGUUCGAAACCUUCACUGAGAGCACUCCUCAACUUGUCUUCAUUCUGUACACCAUCAUCAGCAGGAACAAGGUAGAAGUCUAUCAGUAUGUCAGCAUCACUGCCAGUUUUCUCUCAGUCGCAUGGAUGGUGCUGGAUUAUCACCGCUCACUUCGCUCUUUCUUACCAGAGAAAAACAAUCUGGGCUGCAUUUCAUCUCUUGUUUACUUUCUGUGGAACUUGCUCCUCAUCACCUCAAGGAUUGUUGCUGUUGCAGUCUUCACGUCUGUUUUACCCCCUUAUGUUGGUCUGCACUUCCUUCUACUUUGGGCAUCCUUGCUGUUUUGGGCUGGGAUUCAGAAAACUGAUUUCAUGGAUAGUCCAGCUGGAGAGUGGCUUUACAGAGCCAUGGUGGCGCUCAUACUGUACUUCAGCUGGUUUAACGUGGCUAAGGGUCGGACUCUUGGCAGAAGCGUUAUUUACCACACUUUCAUUGCUGUGGACAGUGGGAUUCUUUUGGUCACAUGGUGGUUUUACAGAGACCCUACUUCUACUGAUGCCUACGUAAUGCCAGUCAUGGUGAUUUUGCCUUUCCUGUACCUGAUGGGGAUAAUGUUUAAGGUGUUGUAUUACUGGAAAUUUCACCCCCCAGUCUGGGAUCCAGUUACAGAAGCUGAACAGGAUGUCAUCGAUGACCUUAUAGGAUUUAGAUCACUUCCUGCAACUGAAAUACCACAGACUAUGAUAAACAAAAGAAUGUACACUCUUGCCAAUAAAUUUUUCUUUUCAUCGCAGAAGCCACAACAUCAUAGAGUAAAUGGAUCAAGCUCAAACACUACCGUAUAAUGCCAGCAUUUAAUGGUCUGGAAUAUUUGCCAGCAUCCUUGCAAGCUAUCAUCUGAUGAGGAAGAAAAUGCUUUCAAAUGCCAUCUGCCAGUUACUAAUCUACUUCAGCAGCUCCUAGGAAACACCAAAGAGAUGACCUCACUUCUUAUUCUCUAAAGCAAUGUUUGUCAACCUUUUUAGAGUCAUGACAUAUAUAAGUGCCUUAAUAACCCACCAAAGACCAACGGCCGGGGGGGGGGGGGGGGGGUUGUCCAAAUUGUCAAAGCUGGAGGGGGACCAAGCAUGAUUGUCGGAAUGGAGAACUGCCUCAACCCACCGUAAUCCACUUCCAAUAUAAAAAAUUGCAGCUCUCGACCCGCCAUUGAGUUGAGAAACACUGCUUUUAAGCAUUAAUGUUAAAGACCUCCUAACUGUAUAUCAGCCAUCCUAAAAGUCUACCGUUCAUAGACCAAAUGAAUCUUUAAAAGGUGACCACUUGCACUUUGUUUUUCUUAAAAUUAUGUUAUUCUGUUUCCGACCUCCUAUACUUCGAUAUUGUAUGUGCCUCCCUUUGGAAUUCCAUGAGCCGUGCAAAUACAGCGUGUGCUCGCAUCCCGGUGUUGAUGGUAACGCUAACGCCUCAGUACAUAUAUUUGUUAGUUACUGUGAUGUUAUAAAACCUGAAUCAGAACUUUAUUUAGUCUUAGUAUGACUUUUAAAGCACCAAUGACAGCACAUGAAAGUAGGGGCUAUGGGUAGUGCCUCUGUUAGUGACUUAUUGCUAUGCAAUGACACCUUAAUAAAUGCAUUGUGUUAAAUAGCAAUACGUGAUUAUUAGAAUCACCACAGCAAUUCCUUAAAGCUUCAAGGUGUUACUGUUUGUCUUGGGUGAGUUAAUGUGGUCCACCUCAGCACCACACUGGAACAGUAUGAGGUUUUUUAUGGUUGCCGAAGUGUCAAUCCUGCCAGCAACCUCUCCUGGCUAUCCCUGUACAUUAGAGGACCUUCUUGCUGGGCUGGAUGCAAAUUAACGUCAUAACCAGGAAAAGGCAAUUGCAGGAUAAGGGCCUUACUUCAGGGCCAAACAGAGUAGAGUCACAUCUGGCAUUUACGGGGUUCGACCUGGCAACCUUGCUGGUGCAGAUCCCUAACCUCAGAGGCACCACUCCAACCCUGGAUGGCUAUAAAUUUGUCACAUUAUCAGAAAGGUUAAACGUAGUGAUCUUGAAUUUAUCCUUUCAGUUACAACUGAAAUGGAAGGACCUAAACCUUUUUCAGUAAUUUUAUUAAAUGAAAUUACCAUAUAUACUCGAAUAUAAACCGAGUUCUUCAGCGCCCAAAAUGUGCUGAAAAACGUCACCCUCGGGUUAUAUUCGAGUCAGGUCCUGCUGUCCCGUAUACGAACAAGCCAGUUUCUUUUUCGGUUUGUGUGUGCCGAUAGUUUCCGCACGUGUUCAGUCUCUCCCUCUGCAUUCCCUGUGCAGCGAGCGAGCGAAAGAGAGACCAUAUUGUUCUUGUUGACCCUCUUCUCCACUUACAGAGCUAGUUUACUGUUUUUCUUUAAAAUAAAUACUCAAAAACAUUUAACCUACUGAUGCUUCAAUUAAUGUACGGUAAUUUAAUUGGUAUUUAUUUUGAUUAUUGAAACUUACCAGUAGCUGCUGCAUUUCCCACCCUAGGCUUAUACUCGAGUAUAUACGGUAAUGUAAAAUCAAAAUUCCAAAAUUUCCAAGUUCAAAACAAAGAACUGAAUUAAAUAAAUAAUAAUUACAACAGAACUGCCUACUAAGUCAGAAGCGACCACAAUCCAAAAUUAAAAAUCCUAAAUAACAAAAAAUAAAUUAAAAGUCGUUAAAAAAAAAGAAGUAUCAAAGGGACACUGUUGCACAAAUCAAACAAAUGCUAGCACAGAGUGGCUGAGGUAGCAAGUGGCUUACAGUAUACAAGACUGUUAGGUAACUGAAUUAAAUGCAGCAUCUCAAAGUCCUAAUUGAGAAAGGCCUGGUUAAGAGAGCAGGGAUAAAAAAAGGGCAACACAAAACAAAACAUAGACAGACGCACAGCAAGGAAGCAUGGCAAAAAUGACAGAAACAAAGAAAAAUGUUAUUUAAAAAAAAAAAAAAAAAAACAGAGCCGCGAUCCAAACAAGCAGUAGUGCUCGUAUCUACACUCCAAAUACCCUGAAAACGUGGGGGGAAAAAGAAAACCUUAGAAAAACUCUCAAUCUAGUCAGAAAGUAUUCAGACCCCUUCACUUUCUGCACUCUUUAAAUUGUAUUGUAGAUUUACUUUCUGACUGUCCUUCAGUAACCCGGCCACAGCUCACACUUAGUGCAUAGAACAUCUGUGGAGGGACCAGAGGACGGCAGUGUACAGACACUUCCCAUCCAAUCUAAUGAAGCUUGAGCGGAAUCUGCCAAAAUGAGUAGGACAAACUGCUCAGAUGCAGGUGUGCAAAGCAUGUAGAGACUAACCAAGAAGACUGAAAGUUGCAACUGCUGCCAAAGGGGCUUCUACAAAGUACUGAAUUAAGGGUCUGAAUACUUAUGUUAGUGAUAGAUUUUUAGAAGCUGAUUUUUAAUAAAUUUGCAAACCUUUCUAAAAACAUGUUUUUGUCAUUAUGGGUUAUUAAGUGUAGAUUGAUGGGCAAAAAUAUUGUUUAUUCAUUUCAAAUUAAAUCCACAACAUAAACUGAGCAGAAAGUGACAGGGUCUGAAUACUUUUUGAAUCUAUUAUAAUUCUGUUUCGAGUGCCUUUCCUAUCUAUAUACACACAAUCUGUGACUGUAACCAAGGAAGAUGACAUACAUUCUACCGAAAAGCAGCUUCUACCGCACCACUAAAUCUGUUGCAGCAACCGUUUAUCUUUAGUGAAUGACAUGCACUGUAAUUUUAAAAACCAUUAAGCUGCAAAGUAGGUAAUCUUUUGCUGCUACAGUCUUCUUAAAAUUUUCAGUUAAAUUAUAGACGUUCCUUGUAGUCAUUACUUUAAUUACUAGUUAAUUUCUGCAUUAAAUGUACUUGUGGUAUAAUGUAUUUCCUAUACAAUUUAUUUGUGCAUUUAUAAAUGCCAAGCAGUGUGAGGUGGGGUUUCUUCAAACUUAGGCAGUUUAUUUCAGGUAUUUUAUAUAAUGUUAAGUGGUCAUUUCUGAUUACCUUUCACUGUGGAAAUUAGCAGAAUGUAGGCAUCUCCUCAUCAGAAAUCAACUAAUUUAAGGCCUCAAACUAAAAAGGCCAACCCUUGUUGUUCAAAAGGAAAACCAUAAAAAUACAAACCAGUAUAUAUUUGGAUCUCACACCAUAUACAGUAUUUUAGUCUGUUAAAGGAACACCCCACCCAAAAGUAAUGUUUCGUGAUAUUUUACUUACCCUGUGUAGUUUGUCGGAAAAAGAUUUAAUCUCAUGUUUUCCCUCUGAACGAGAGGGAAACGUUUAGGAUACAGUAAUCCCUCCUCCAUCGCGGGGAUUGCGUUCCAGAGCCACCCGCGAAAUAAAAUCCGCGAAGUAGAAACCAUAUGUUUAUAUGGUUAUUUUUAUAUUGUCAUGCUUGGGUCACAGAUUUGCGCAGAAACACAGGAGGUUGUAGAGAGACAGGAACGUUAUUCAAACACUGCAAACAAACAUUUGUCUCUUUUUCAAAAGUUUAAACUGUGCUCCAUGACAAGACAGAGAUGACAGUUCCGUCUCACAAUUAAAAGAAUGCAAACAUAUCUUCCUCUUCAAAGGAGUGCGCAUCAGGAGCAGAUCAUGUCACAGAGAUAGAGAAAAGCAAACAAAUCAAUAGGGCUGUUUGGCUUUUAAGUAUGCGAAGCACCGCGGCACAAAGCUGUUGAAGGCGGCAGCUCACACCCCCUCCGUCAGGAGCAGGGAGAGAGAGAGAGAGAGACAGAGUUUGUUUUUCAAUCAAAAAUCAAUACGUGCCCUUCGAGCUUUUAAGUAUGCAAAGCACCGUGCAGCAUGUCGUUUCAGGAAGCAGCUGCACAAAAGACAGCAACGUGAAGAUAAUCUUUCAGCACUUUUAGACGAGAGUCCGUAUCGUCUAGGUGUGCGAACAGCCCCCCUGCUCAAUCCCCCUACAUCAGGAUCAGAGAAAGUCAGCGCAAGAGAGAGAGAAAAGUAAGCUGGGUAGCUUCUCAGCCAUGUGCCAAUAGCGUCCCUUGUAUGAAAUCAACUGGGCAAACCAACUGAGAAAGCAUGUACCAGAAAUGAAAAGACCCAUUGUCCGCAGAAAUCCGCGAACCAGCAAAAAAUCCGCGAUAUAUAUUUAAAUAUGCUUACAUAUAAAAUCCGCGAUGGAGUGAAGCCGCGAAAGGCGAAGCGCGAUAUAGCGAGGGAUUACUGUAUAAUGAAAAAUAAUGGCGACCUAUGCUGUACAGCAGAAAAUGAUGUGAAAAACAUCCAUGGAAAAAAGGAAAAAACUUUUCACAUUACUUGUGUUGAAUAAUGCAGGUGUCCAUUAUUCAGUCAUCUGCUCAACAUGCACAAAACAAAUGCAUGGUUUGCUAAAAUAUUAUUAACACUUACUGUACUUCAGGAAAAAGCAGCGUAUGUCGUAGGUAGAAAAACGCAUUCCCAUAAUUCUGUGCUUUUGAACUGAAGACAGGGCUCUUGACUAAUGAAUGAAUUCAAAAACAUGGAAUUAUGGGAAUGCGCCAUCUUGUUAAUGAUGUGUGCUGGUUUUUCUGGAAGUAACUGUUAAUAUUCUAGAGAAAAAAUGAAUGCAAAUGUAUAACAAACAUGUGAAUUAUGCAGCAUGAUUAAUGGUAGAAGUUUUUCUUUAUUCCAGGGGUGGUUUUUCACGUUGUUUGCUGUUGUAUGGCAAAUGUCACCAUUAUUGUCCACUAUAUCAUAAACUUGUUUUUUUUCUCAUGUUCUGCAUGAAGACAUGAGAUUAAAGUAUUUUUGGUCAUCACUACAAAGUACAUGAGGUAAACAACUUAUAAAAAAAAAUAUACACAAAUAUACAUGUAUUAUUUUUGGGGGGAGUAUUCCUUUGGCUGCAAACAAGACAACAAAUUAUACUAAUAAUUUCUUGAACUAGAUGCUGUCUGAAGUAACUGCAUGCUGUCGUGCCAAAGCAACUGAGAUUAUCUACCAGCACUGCUGUGUGUGUGUGUGUGUGUGUGCGUGUGUGUGUGUGCGAAGCCCCCAUACAGGCGCUUCAUGUAGCAAUUAGAUGGCAAUGGAGAACUUUAAUCAGUUUUGCGAUACAAGAGCUGUAAAAAGCAGAAUGUAAAGUUGGAUUUAAAAAUGUGAAUUGAGCCUAUGAGGAUGAGAGACGAGUUAAGUAAAGGACAGAAAGCUGAUUAUGUUAAAAAUACAGUAAAUUAAAAAGGAGGUGAAAAGAAAAUCAGGAACAAGUCAGAAUUAUGGCUGAUUAUGGCAAACAUAUAAAUAAAAGUGGAGGCCCGGUGAUUGUCUUCAUGAAAACAUUUUAAAAAAAGCAAAAUCACAAGUUAAACUGAAACUAGCUUGAUGUAGGAAGUGGAGACUCGAUGAGAGCACUUCGUAAAAUGAUUUUGGGAGGCCUGCUUAGACUAGAAGGCUAAUGUUGUUUAAAAGAAGACGUAAUGUUAAAACUGAAUUUACAUUUAAAAAAAAAAAAAAAAAAAAAAAAGUUUACAAGGUGUAAUAUGGACUGCACUUAUCGCAACAUUUCAUCAUAGCAUUGAAAAAUAAAAAAAGAGGUUUGUAAAGGCUAUUAAUUAUACAAGUGGUGUAUGAAAACAUAUGGGUAGAUUUAUGCUGAAAUAUAUAUUAUAUAUAUAUGUAUAAUUUAUUAUGCAGAAUUGGUUUUCAGCUGUGUGUAUAUAUAAAGUAGUGCAUUGUAUUUGAUUGUUAGAAGAGGUUUUAAAAAUGCGCUUAUUUUAACACAAUACCUCAUGCAAUCUUAUUUGAUCCAAGAGGCAGGAUUAUAAUAUGUAAUUUAUUUUCAGCAUAUAUUUUAUUGUUGUUCAUUUUAUGUUAUGUUAUGUACAUUGGUUGUCAUCUUAUUUUAUGUAAUAUGAGGCAUAAAAAACAUGUACAGUUCUGUAAAAAUCUUUUUAAAUAUUUGUAUUUUAAUACAACACUAUGGCAACAAGGCUGCUGGAAGGUUUGCUAGUGGUUACUCAACUAAACAGUUGUAACUGAAGGCCUCCUCCUUUGUAGUGAAUUAUUUAUAUUUUAAAUAGAUAGCAAAGGUUCAUGUUACAUACCAAGUACCAAAAUGCAUUCUGGGGAAGCUUAUUAGUUGCCGGGUACAAUUAGAUCAUGUACAGUGAGUUACCUAAGAGGAGGAAAUGUGUGGUCUUUGAUAAAGAGAAAAAAGUAACCCAUUACUGUUACAAUUGUCAUAUGCAGAGAAAGCCGUCAGUCAGACUGUACAAUGAAACUCUUACUCUGCAUGCUCUGCCGACCACACGCUACACAAAUUAAACACAAAACAUUACAGUUAACCCUUCCAAUAGUCAACAGACAAUAGAUAAAGAAAACACAAUAAAUACCAACAUGCAAUGCAAACAUAUAUAGUGCAAAUAUUAUUAUGUAAAUAUAUAAAUCAGAUAGGGAGACAAGCAUAUAAUCCAAAAAAAUAAACCAGCAUGUAAUACAGAUAAUUAUAAUUCAAAAGGUGAACAGAGUACUGAAAUUACUAGCUGGACUGAUGUGCCAACAAAGUCAUAUUGUGAGGAGAAGACGUAAUGGACGGGAAUCAUCCACAAGUCUAGCUGCCUGUGGAUAUAAACUGUCAUGUCAUCUUGUAGCCCCUGAUUUCACACUCCUCACACUCAAGGCUUACACCUUCUCGGUUUGGUUUAUGUGGCCAUGGAGCUCUGAUCUGAAUAAGAUCAAAGAACAUGAAUGUACAAACAAACAAAGGAAUGAAUUGGACUUUAAACAAUUGAAACAAAGCUUAAAAUUAAUGUCAGUGCUGUUUUUAAACAAGUGUAACUUAUACGGGCAUGCAAAUAAAAACAUACAAUAAUUACAUGUGGUUAUAGGUGUGUGUGUGUGUGUGUGUGAGAGAACUGUUCUCUUUGAAAAUGCAUUGGCAGAAACUUUUAAAAUUGUGCCUUCCAAGACAACCAUCUACAUUUACCAAAAAUAAAAAAAAAUAAA